CUUUUCAAGUCUUGCAGUUACUUUAAUCCCAUUCUCUAUUAUUAACCGGAAAAUUCUCGGCUCUCACUCCUCUAUUUUCUCUGUGUUUGUUUGUUUCUUUAUAUAUGUAUAUAUAUACUCAUAUGCACAUCCUCUUGUUUUUUAUAUGUUUCUCAUUAUUAUAGCAUCUCUGAGCGGACAAUAUACCCAGAAACCAGCACAGAUCAUACAACCACUAGAGAAGAUAAAGAGAGAGAUUGGGUUGAGAAAAAGGGUUUUAUUUUGAUUUUGAUUUGCUUUUUGUGGGAUUGUGUUUUGGGUUCUAAAAAAAUAUGGCUGUACAAGCACAGUUUCCUUUGUGUGGCUCACAGGAUUGGAUUGACAAUGGUUGUGGAGUUGGGCUUAAUCAGUUUUGUUAUUCUUAUCUUCAACAAGAACAACAGCAGCUGCAGCAGCAACAAUGUAAUAUCCAGAUGGUUCAGAAUCAACUGCAGAAGAAUCAAAAUCUUUGCUUUGAUAAUACUCUUCUUGGUUCUUCUGCUAUGAAAAUCACCAAUCUUCACCCUUCAAUGGCUUAUUCUCAAGGUAUCGUUGCCUAUGAAGAAAAUCAAAGACAAGAGCUUGAUCGUUAUAUCAGAUUACAGAAUGAGAGAUUGAGAUUGUUACUGCAAGAGCAAACAAAGCAACAGCUAGCUUCAUUGAUCAAGAAAAUAGAAUCAAAAGCACUGGUUUUAUUGACACAAAAGGAUGAAGAAAUAGCAAGAGCAACUAAAAGAACAGCAGAGCUUGAAGAUUUCAUGAAGAGAUUAGAAAUGGAGAACCAAGUAUGGCAAAGGGUAGCACAAGAAAACGAAGCCAUGGCUAUUUCUCUAGACAACACAAUAGAACAGCUGAGAGAAAAAGCUUCCUGUUGCUUUGCAAACGCAGCAGAGGAUGCAGAAUCGUGCUGUGAUGUGAACAGAACAGAGGAAGAAGAAGAAGAAGAAGCAGAGGAAACAGAGCAGAAAAAGAGAAGAAUUGUCGGUGGUAACGUUACAGAAGAAGAAAGAGCAAGAAAAAAGAGGAAGACGAUGAUGGUAUGCAAAGGCUGCAACUCUAGGAAUCUGUGUAUUUUGUUUCUUCCCUGCAGGCAUCUUUGUGCAUGCAAAGCUUGUGAGUCUUUUCUUGAUACUUGCCCUGUGUGUCAAACGCCCAAGAAGGCUAGCAUUGAGGCACUAAUAAGUUAGAUUUUCAAGAACCCAGAAAAAAUUUUCCGGGAAAGGUGAAAGGAAAAUACAAAAAAAAAAAGGAAAAAAUCAGAAACCCAAAUCAAUUUGCAUUGGCAAGUUGGUGAUUUUAUUUUAGGUUUGUUUUUUUUUUUGCUGCUCUUUUCUAGGGAUCCUUCUGUAAAAAGAAAGGCAUUAAAUUGUACUUGAUAACCAGCAAGAAAUCAAUCAAAACAUUGAAGAAGAAAAUUACAGGACAAGGAAAUUAAUAAUUA
Molecule: messenger RNA, 1459 nt
Organism: Manihot esculenta (cassava)
Lineage: Eukaryota; Viridiplantae; Streptophyta; Magnoliopsida; Malpighiales; Euphorbiaceae
Product: probable BOI-related E3 ubiquitin-protein ligase 2
Exons: 2
Coding region: 312-1205 (297 amino acids)
Molecular function (GO): ubiquitin-protein transferase activity
Source: RefSeq, a predicted model, not a curated record